Messenger RNA from Rhincodon typus (whale shark), 7156 nucleotides. RefSeq names its product zinc finger protein 239-like. Bases 534 to 1343 code for a protein of 269 amino acids. The transcript is spliced from 3 exons. NCBI's taxonomy places the organism in Eukaryota, Metazoa, Chordata, Chondrichthyes, Orectolobiformes, Rhincodontidae. The record is from RefSeq and is a predicted model, not a curated record.
GGGACUGAAAACCAAGUGAGGAGGUGGCUAGGUUUUGUUGUUGAGUCAUUGCUGAAUAUAAGAAGCUGAGGUGCAAUUAUCUGGGAGGUGCAAAGUGAUCUCGUAUUCUGACUGAUUUCCUUGAGUUCUUGGUAUGUUGCUGAGCGCUGGUUAUUCUGUGGACUGUGAAUAAAGGACUGCUUCGUACCACACCAGUGAACACAGGGAGGACAGAAACCACAGAUAGAUCCUGAACAUCACUGAAGGAACAACUGCCCAACUGUGAGAAGGCAGCCAGUCCCUUCACAGCAUUACUCAGCCCAGAGAACUUUUCCAAAGGUUCAACUGUUGGCAACUGAUGAGGGUGAGGUUUGGAAGAUGUCUGCCACUGUUGCAAGCGUGGGGACAGCUUCAUUCAUUCAUUGAGCUUUAUGAACUGACUCAGGCCGACAGGUGAGAGGCUGUUUAAGCGCGAGGAGGGCUCAACAGGCUCCGAAGAUUUCCUAACACGCAAGGUGCGUCUGUUGUGUGACUGUGAACACAAGGACGGCUACAUGGAAGAGAAGCCUUUCAAGUGUGAACUGUGCGACAAAUCAUUCUCGUGCUCAUCUCACUUCCUGAUCCACCAACGCACUCACACAGGGGAGAAGCCAUUCACAUGUGAGGUGUGCGACAAAUCAUUCUCUCAGUCAUCACAUCUCCACAGGCAUCGACGCAUUCACACGGGUGAGAAGCUGUUCAGCUGUGAGAUCUGUGACAAAGCCUUCACCCAGUUGUCCAAUCUCCUGGUCCAUCGGACAAUCCACACAGGGGAGAAGCCCUUCAAAUGUGAGGUUUGUGAUAAAGCUUUCCCAACAUCUACGAGGCUCCUGAUACACCAGAGCAUUCACACAGGAGAGAGUCCCUUCAGGUGUGAGUUGUGCGACCAAGCUUUUACACAGUCAUCAGCGCUCGUGCAACACCGACGCGUUCACACUGGGGAGAAACCAUUCAAGUGUGAGGUGUGUGGCAAGUCGUUCUCACGCUCAUCUCAUUUUCGCGCACACGAGCGCAUUCACACCGGGGAGAAACCAUUCAAGUGUGAGGUGUGCAACAAAUCAUUCUCACGCUCAUCAACGCUCCGUGAACACCAACGCCUUCACACUGGGGAGAAGCCAUUCAAGUGUGAGGUGUGUAAUAAGUGCUUCGCACAGUUAUCAGGCCUGGUGAGUCACCGGCGCAUUCACACAGGGGAGAAGAAAAUAUUCACAUGUGAGGUCUGUAAUAAAGAUUUUGAGCAGUUAUGGACAAUGUUGGAUCAUCGUCGUACUCAUACAGUGGGUAGCCAAGCCAAGUCUGCGACUGAGUCUUCCCACAGUCAGUAACGCUCAUAAAGGAAGAGAUGUUUAAAUGUGAAAUGUUUCAUCAAAAGUUUCCCAGGCUAUUGUGAUUCAGUUGUGAGCUGUAUGAUCCUUUGUCCAGUCACUGAGUGAUAUUUGUGAAACAUAAACACAUUCAGACCAUUGGGAACUGUUUACGUGUGAGACAUUUGGCGAGAGCCUGUUGUAUCACCAGCAUGUCCACAGUAGAGAGAAACUAUUCACCUGUGAAAUGUAGGUCAGAAGGUUCACUUGCCAAAGUUCCUGGUCCAUCAGAGGAUCCAUGCAAAAGAGGGAGAUUUACAAUAGAAUUCUGCUGAAGUCUUCAAAUCUUCAGGAACACCUGCUGGUUGCCACUGAAAGCUUUCUCGCCUGUGUCAAUGUUUGUGAGACAGUUUGCACCCAACCCCCUGUUCUUCUGAAGCACCCUACGAUGCUUACUGGUGGGAAACCAUCUAAGCAGCGCAUCUCCUCAUCCAUUCGAACACUCUGUCUGGGAGGAAGCUUUUGUGCGUGAUUUCUGCAAUGAGGCAUUCACACUUCUGGAACAUCAGCAAAUCCACAGGGAGACAAACCCAUCCACAGUGUGAUAUGUACCAGAAUUGUUUCACCUACUCUUCCUUCUUUUUGGGCACACGCUGACAACUUGAUGCAGACUUGGAGCCAAGCCACCUGCUUCCACUGAUCUGAGAAUUGUCCGUGUUGUUUACCCUCCAGAGCUUACACAGGAGAACUGAUAUUACAAAGCAAUGUUUGUCCCAGCAAUGUGUUCCUCAAAACUCUCCGAACAUCAGUCCGAUUGUGUCAGAAUGCCUAUUUAAGUUUUAACCAGAUUGGUAUACGCGACCAAAAGCAGGUAUCAAUACACAAAUAAGCUCCUACAUAAAGUCAGCAUCUUUUCAGUGUAAAAUCAGGACCGAGUCACUCACUGAGUCUCAACCCAGCCAAGAAGGCAGUCAGAUGCUCAGUUAUUAGAAAAAUUUCAGCUUCUGAUCUACCAGAACAAGCACCUGGGAUGAGCACGUUUCAGUGGGAGUAAUUGGGUACAUGAAUAGGAAGGAUUUGGAGGGAUAUGGGCCAAAUGCUGGCAAACGGGACUCAAAUGAAUUAGAAUAUCUGGUUGGCAUGGAUGAGUUGCACCAAAGGGUCUUUUUCCGAGCUGUGCAUCCUUAUGUAUCUAAUUCAUUUAACUUUAGCAUCUCUGGUCUAUGCGGUGGAGAAUCAACCAGGAAUCCUGUUCCUCAUCAGCCAGCCCAACUGGGAAUUCAGGGAAGGGGCAGUUCAUGUCUCGCACUGUUCACUUUCUGGGUCUGCACGUGCUGAAUGGCCCCUCGAACGAAUCAAUGUCUACAGUCUGUACUGUAGCUGAGAAUUGGAGCGAAUCAGCUUGCGGUUGUAGAGCAUGUUAGUAUAGUUAAUCCUCCUAAAAUAUUCCACUGAGACACAAUCAAGCAAAGUAACACCGAGACUUAGAAGGGGAGGUCAAGGAGAGAGAAAGAUUCAGAGAAGAUUAAGGACAGAAUUGUAAAACAUAGAGCUUGGCUUUUAGUGCUUGGGAGUGGAUGUGUCAGAAUGUACCAAUGGCCAAAAUUGAAGGCUGAUCCAUAUCUUAACUCGAAAUAGGUACUUUGGCUUCUUUAAGUCUUUAUUCCUUCGGUUAAUAAUAAACCUAUCAAUUGACUCCCAGUUUCCACAAUGUUUGUGGGGAAAGCGUUUCCAGAUUUCCAGUACCCUUUUGGUGAAAAAAUGUUUACUGACAUUACCCUUGAACAACCUUGCUGUAAUUUUAAUGUAUUUCCCUCUCAUUCUGGACUCUCUCAGCCAAGGAAUGUUUUAUCUCCAACUCCUCUAUCAACUUAUUUCAUCAUUUAAACAUCUCAAUUAGAUUACCCCUUAUUUUUCUAAUUUAAAAGGAUUACAAACUCAGUCUGUCACCCUGAUCUCAUCAUUUAACCCUUUUAACAUGAUGGACAUUCUGGGGAAUCUAUAACGCAUUCCCUCCAAGGUCAUUAUCCUCCUCACUGAGGUGCAGUGCCUGCAACUGAGCACAGCUCUCUGGAUAAGGUCCAAAACGAACUCUGUACAGCUGAACAAAACCUCCGCAAGGACACUGUUGUAUUUGGUGAAAGGAAGUUGCGGGUUACCUUUUAUCUUUAGGAUGGUUGAGGAGUAAUGAUCAGUUUUGGCAGAGGAAACAGGACCAGGAGUGAUUGAUGUGAUCAUGUCAGAUCUGGUGAUGUUUGGAAAGACCAGUUGUGCACCAGAUACACUCAGAACUUAACCUCCAGGACUUAAGAAGCAACGAGACUCACCAGGGUAAAGGAAGUAAAGGUAAUCUUUGGAAUAAGGCAUUGGGGAUGAAUAUAAGGAAGCAGUUAAACCAGAUUCCUGGCUCCAGAAUUACUGUGCUGAAUGGAGGAUUGAAGGGCAGAGAGUUAGGAAUUAGAACGCGCUGUCCAACUCAAAUCAGGUAAAAAUGUUUUUGCGGAAAUGGACACUGAUUUGUUGACUCAUGUGGCUGCUAGCUCUCUGUAACCAAAUGUAACCACAUUUAUAUUAAACAAACAAGCUUGUGCCAGUAAAGUUCAGUGUAACUUUCACCAUCAGACUAAAGGUCUGCUAGACUAAAGGUCUAGUGUGACAAAGGUUUUAAAGACUAUAGUACUCUGAGAGUUUAAUAUGAUAUGUGUGAAUGAGAAAGGUGGACCAUCUUUCAGACAGGUUAGAAUCAGAUCCUACUUUAUUGGUAUUUCAGUUUAUUCAUCGAUGGAUGUGAAAUGUCACUGGUUCAGCCAGCUUUUUUUAAAAUCAAGGCUGGUACUUAUUACUGUCCCUAAUUGCCCCGGAGAUGGUGGUGGUGCUGAGCUGUUGUUUUGAACUGCUCCAGUCCUUCUGAUACAAGGAUAGUCAAAGUGUUUUAGGAAGAGAAUUACAGGAUUUUGACCCAGCGACAGUGAAGGAGCAACAGUCUAGUUCUACAUCAGGAUUGUAUAUGUCUUGGAAGGGAACUUGCAAGCUGGUGGUGUUUCCAUGCAUCUUUUGCCCCAAUCCUUCUCAGAGGUAGAAGUCACAUGUUCGGAAGGUGUUAUCACAGGACCCUUGGUGAAUUUCUGCGCUGCAUCUUGUAGAUGGUACACACUGCUGCUGCUGAGCGUCUGUGGUUUUGGGAGUGAAUGUCACAGCUCGUGGAUGGUGUGCCAAUCAAGCAGGUUGUUCUGUCCUGUAUGGACCUAGUACAGCUAGUUCCAUAGCUCAGGUCUUCGGGACAUUUGCUGGAAUGUUGACAGAGCCCACAGCCUUCGCAUUAUCCAGCUUUUAACUUUAUCUUGAUAUCACAUGAAGUGAAUCGAAUUGGUGGAAGACUGGCAUCUGUAAUGCUGCAGCCCUCAAGAGUGUAUUAUCCAUUUGCCAUUUCUGGCUGAGGAUGGAUACAAAGGUUUCAGCCUUGCCUUAUCACUGAUGUACUGGGCCUCUCCAUUAUUCAUGGUAGGGAGCACGCAUCGCCAGCGAGUUGCUUAAUUGUCCCCCUCCAUUACGACUCAAUGUGGUAGAACUGCAGAGCUUAGAUCUGAUAUGAUGGUUGUGGGAUUGCUUAGCUACAUCUGUUGCUUGUUUUCUCUUUUGUUUACCAUUGCAAGAAAUAGUGUACUGUAGCUUCAUUAGGGUGACACUUCAUUUUUAGGCACGCCUGAUGUAGUUUGAGGCUUGCCCUCCUGCACACUUCAUUGAACCAGGGUUCAUCUCCUGAUUAUAAUAAUAGAGUGUAGAAUAUGCCAGGCUGUGAGAGUACUGAUUGUUCUUGAAUACAGUUCUGUUGCUGUUGGCCCACUACACUUCACGGACGCACAGUUUUUGAAUUGCUUGUUCUGGUUCAAGUCUGUCACGUUCAGCACGGUGAUACUGCCAUUCAGUGUAAUGAAGGGUAUCCUCAGUGUGUAGGAAGGACUUCAUCUCAAAUAUGGCUGUUACUCAUACCAAUAUUGUCACGGACAAAAGUGCCUGCUAGUCCGAUUGGUGACAACAAUACUAAGUUGAUAUUUCCCUUUUGUUGGUUCCCUCACUAUUUGAUACAGAUCCCAAUGAGCAGCUACGUCCCUUUAGGACUUGGCCAGCUUGAUCAGUGCUGCCAAGCCACUCUUGAUGAUGGCUGUUGAAGUCCCCCAGCCUUGGGUGCAUGCUUUGUCCUUGGUGGAUUGAUUAGUCAGGCCCAGGAGCACAGUAAGUGGUAAUCAGCGGGUGGAUUUCUUGCCCAUGUCUGACCUGAAGCCAUGAGCUUUCAUAGGGUUUGGAGUUAAUGCUGAAGACUCCCAGCACAAUUCCCUAACAACUGUAUUCCACUUUUCCACCACUGCCUGGUGGGUCAGCCUUUCCAGUAGAUAGGAUACUCCCAGGGAUGGUGAUGGUGGUGUCUGGGACAUUGUAAGGUGCAAUUCCAUGAGUACGACUGUGCCCGGGUUUUAUUUGACUAGUUUUUGAGACAGUUCUCUCAACUUUGGCACGAGCUCCCAGGUGUGAGGAGAAGGAAGACUUGGCUGAGACAGGGCUGAGUUUUCUGUUGUCAUUUUCAGUGCCUUGCUCAGUCAAGUUUCGUUUCUGUAUUUAGAGUUCUCUGGGGUCAAUACAACUGAGUGACUUCUUAUACUAUAGAAGAUAAUAGAAUCACUACAGUGUGGAAACAGGCCCUUUGGCCCAACACAUCCACACCGACCCUCAGAGUAUCCCACCCACACCCAUUCCCCUACAACCUACCUAAUCUACACAUCCCUGAACACUACAGGCAAUUGAGCAUGGCCAAUCCACCUAGCCUGCACGUCUUUGAAUUGUGGGAGAAAACCCACGCAGACAGAGGGAGAAUGUGCAGACUCCACACAGACAGUCGCCUGAGGGUGGAAUCGAACCCAGGUCCCUGGCCCUGUGAGACAGCAGUGCUAACCAUGUGCCACUGUGCCACCCCAAGGAAUCACAUGUAGGCCAGACUAAGUCAGGAUGGCAAAUUUCCUUCCCUAAAGGAUAUUAGCAAACCAGAUGAUUUUUAUGACAAUCAACAAGUUAGUUUUUAAUUAGGAAUUUAUCGAAUUAAAAUUUCACCAUCUAUCAUGAUGGAAUUUAAACCUAUGUCUCAAAAACCAUGAGCUGGGGCUCCGAAUUACUAGUGCAAUGACAUUACUGCUGCACCAUCCUAGAGAUUAUGGACAUAUCCUCUGGACUGCUGUUCAGUCAUUAACAAGUCCAGGCAGCAAGAAUUGGAGGGGGCUGUUGUGCCUAACUACCAGCUUCUCUGUUGUGGUUAUGUGCAUGCCCUGGAGAGCAGAUGGUGUCCACUGGUAUGUUUCAGGCCUUCCAUCAAUAGUGGAAGCUAUGGGCUAAGUUACGUCUACUAUACCCUGAUUUCACCCAGGGUUUAAAUGUUUACGUUUCUUUUAGAAUGUUGAUUUUUUUUAAGUGUCCCUCAGGGGCUGCCUGCCUUCCUCAUUGUUUUAAAGUUUACUUAUUCAAAGUAAUAGAUCUUGUUCUGGUGAUGGGCAUUUGACUGAUACCAUACAUAAUGCUUGUAUUCUCCUGAGUAUGGUGAGGGAGUAGGGGUGAGGCUGUAUCGAUUCCCUGAGCUUAUCAUAACUCAAUAUUAAAAUGGUGUGACUCUUCCAAAAUUAAUUUCAUGUUUCGGUAAGAGCUUGAGUCUUGUUCAACUGCUUGUGUUAUUUUAGUUGAUUCAAAGUUUGGUCUAUUUUAAAUAUUGUGACAUUGUUUGUUGCUUUAUCAAUCUUCUAUAUAGGUUUAUAUCUCAAUAAAUUCAGUUUUUUUUCUCUUGAUCUAACCUA